AUGGAAAGUAAUGAGUGCCAUUCAAAGGGAGCGAGUGAAGCGGAGUGGUUCUUCACGAAGGCCAAGGUGGCCCUGGCCGUGGCGAUAAUAAAGAGCAGGCCCUCGGGAAUGAGCGGCAGGGAGUACGCCGAGGAUUUGGCCCGCAGGUUCAAGAGCCGCGAUGGAAGCUGGGAGGAAAGGGCCCGGGGGCUGCAGCUGGAGGUGCUGAGGCUGCGACAGGAACUGCUGAUCACCAGGGCGACGGCAAACGUGAGGAGCAGCACGGAGGCAGCAGGUCAUGACGACAUGGACAUCGCCUCCCAGGAUCUGUUCGGUCCAGGUAGUGAGGCGUACAGCGCUGACCUCCAACCACGCUGCGACUCUGAGACUCCUGAACUCCUUCAGCCGGACCCCCCACCUGCCAUCCCGCUCCCUCAGCCUCCAGUUCCCUCCAGUCCUCACGGGGGUCCUUGUGGUAAAACCCUGGUUCCUCAUGCUCAGUUCCUCCAGUCGCUGUGCUCCCUCCACCGCGUAGAAGAGGACAGCCGAGGCCUGGAGUCCCUGUGGUUCAGCCCUGAGGGGGGCGUCGGGUCCGUGUUGGCGGACUCCGUGUGCCAGCUCUUGGACUCGGUGGUGGCGGCGUGCAGGGUUCCUCUUCAGCUGGGAUCCGGCGACCCGGUCCUGCAGGCCUGCCGGGUCGUGACCAGAGCGAUGGACCUCUUCUGCUCCCAGAGGCUGCCGUCCGUGGAGUUCACCAGGAGCGUGGAGGAGUCGCUGAGGGAGCUGACGGUGCUGCUGCUGCACAGCAAUCAGCUCAGCAGGCACCGGUCCGCUGAGAAGCUGAUGGAGUAUCUGAUCACGCUGGGGAGCAGCAGCCUGUCCAGGACCUUCCUCAUUCCUCACAUCCUCUCUCUAAUCAGCGACCUGGCCCAUCAGCUCUGGCAGUUCUUCCAGGGCCAGGAGAGCUCCUCGCUGGACGAGUUUCCCGUGGACCAGUAUCAGAACUCGUGCUACCUGUUCUGGAUCCUGGAGGAGCUCCUGCAGAACUCAAAGGUACCGUGCAGGGUGGAAGUGGGGUCGGAUCAGACGGGCUUCCUCCGUCACUUGGAACAGCGCGUCUUUCUUAUGUCGGAAGAGUUCCCGUUGUUUUUCAUCUGCAUGUGGAGGUUAGGAUGUCUCCUCACCUCCUCGGACAGAUAAGAUCCCCCGAGAGCAGGGAACAGGUUCUCCUUCCACCCCUUAUAGGACCAGAACGCUUUGAACUGACACUACAACCAAGAAUAUGAGAAGGGAUUCAGUCUAAAGAUGGACAUCCAGGCUUCUCUUCUUCUUCACCCUCAAUAGAUUAUCGUCGGCGUAUAGAAGUCAA
Anoplopoma fimbria (sablefish) is the source of this 1348-nucleotide messenger RNA. It is a transcript of the gene mei4, whose product is annotated as meiosis-specific, MEI4 homolog (S. cerevisiae). Gene Ontology annotation, biological process: homologous chromosome pairing at meiosis; DNA recombination; oogenesis. The record is from RefSeq and is a predicted model, not a curated record. The coding region runs from base 1 to 1179 and encodes 392 amino acids. The transcript has 5 exons. Gene Ontology annotation, cellular component: lateral element. NCBI's taxonomy places the organism in Eukaryota, Metazoa, Chordata, Actinopteri, Perciformes, Anoplopomatidae.